GAUUUGUGCCUCACAUCCACGUGGUAUCGUGAUGGCAGAGGACGACCCGUACAAUUUUGAGAUCGAAAUCCCCGGCAAUAAGAAGGCCUUCAAAUCUCGCAACGAGAGUGACAACGACGAUAGCAAGGACGAUGACGACAACAGUGACGCCAUGUCGUCGCCGUCGCCCCACAAAUCCUUAAAAGGAGGCAAGAAGCCAGCCAAGCAACCCGCCAUCGCAUCCAAGUCCAAUGCGUUGGACAAAGCCAAGAACUUCCUCUCCAAAUACUCGACAAAACAAACCACCCCCGCAGCAAAAUCCCGCGCGCGGGUGCAGUUAAGUGACGACAGCGACAGCGACCAAGACCCGAAACGCAAAUCAGUGACCAAGAAACCCGUCGAAGACUCGAUGGACGACUUGUCGGACGUGGCAUCCAGGCGCGCGCCCAACGACGAGUCUCUGGGAGACAUAAGUGGUCUCAGCGAAUUCGACGAAAGCGCUGACAACAUACGCGCAAAGGCGAAACCUAUGGUCGCUGAUUCCAUAAAGCCAGCCGCAGUCGCUAAUCCGGUGACGGCUACACCAAGUGGAUCUACUUCGCAUCAGCAUUCAAACGACUCCGACGACAGCGAGCCUAAACCACCAGUCGUAAUGCAAACUGUAGCCAAGGCCAUGCCUAUUGUCUCAUCUGACAAUCAUGUUGCACCCGUGUACAAGACGGCUCCUCUUGGUGUGACAGUCCAAGAUGAAGACUACAGCGACAUUGAAGACGAAGUUGAGUCUAUCGGAGAGGUCGCCACCCCCAAGCUCAAACAAAGCCUCGCUACAAUCCCCACCCGUUCUGCAACAUUCAGCCCCCCCCUUGUUAGCACUCCUGCGACUACCCCUCAACCAGUUCAGUCGUUCAAUUACUCGAUGGAUUUCUCCGACGACGACAACGAUACCAAGGUUGCAGCAAGCCCAGUAGUUGUUGCCGCCCCAUCACCUCUGGUACAAACAAGAGCUUCCCAUUCAGACAACGACGAGUACUUGGACGAAUCGUUUGUCCAAUCUCAAUCCCCCCACAAAAUAACGUUGCCCCCCCCUUCGUCAAUGGCAUCACCGUCGCCAUUGACCACCACCGCCACGUACAAUCCCCCUGCUGCCGCAGAAGACGAGUACUUGGAUGAGUCCUUUGCAGACGACCACCCCCGUGCAGAGAUGCCAACUUUGAAUGACCAGAGCACUGAACCAACUGACCAUGACGCAUCCAGUGAGUUUGGUGACGACGAAGACGUUGCGUCUAUCGCACCAGUUGAAGCCACAACCGCCCCAACUCUAUCAUCUGCAGAAGCCACCAAGAUGGUCAGUCCAAACGCGGACGAGUCCACUGCUUUCAAAUCCGCACCGAAUCACAUGGCCUCGAAAUCUCACGCUCUCGAUGGUUCCGUGGCCAACAACCAUACGAGGCAAGCCGAGCGUGAGCAACAGCGUGAAGCCUGCGACUCCAGGGACCCUACGCCUGGACCACCCCCUGAAAAUGACCAUUACAGGACAACACCACAGCCAAGCGUGCGGCGCAGAGUGGAGAUCGUCCGGGAAUACGAGCACGGUCCGCGGACAAAAGUCGAAAUGAAAGACGCGAGCACGCAAUUCACUGGCAACCACGUACUCAUCCAAGCCGACUUGAAUCCGCAUCGUCAAGGCGGUGCUUGCAACGACACCACAGCACACUUCCAGUCCCCCCCUCCUUUCUCAUGCCACACCAGCCCAAAAGCCCAGCCGCCCGUCGAACCAACGACAGACUCAACGCAACCGCCACCAGAUCCUAAUGCUCCGGUGGACAGCCACGGCAUGAUGGGGACCUUCAUGGAUGCCACCAUGGCUAGUGUGAACACGACCCUGUCGACCUCCAUGUACAGACAACAACUGCAACAUAUUCAAACUCAAAUCCGACGAAAACGACUUGAAUCGGAGCGAGUGAUGCGAGAAGCCAUGGCGUAUCGAUAUACGUCCAUGGACGCUGCGGAGAAGGCCUUAAUCGGCCGAAGAAGCUGUCGCUGUGGCAGGCGUUGAUGCAAGUGGACCCGCUUAUGAGCAAAGAACAGGCGAUGAAGAUCGAAGCCAUGUCCAAGUCGGCAUAAAGUCUAACGAAAGCUGGAUGUGUAUUCAUAUCUAGUUGAAGUCGCACGCGUCGUACACGCCGGGGAUCAUCGUGUUCAUCUUUUCAGCAAUGGCCAUGACGAUCCCGCUGCGGUACGACGAAAUUCCCUUGGACUUGAGCCAAUGCCAGAACGCAUCGCAGUGGGUGCGGCAGUCGAUGGGCUCGUCCGUGUCGUCUUCGUUGCGCUUGAGCAGCAUGAACUUGCCCAUGAGCUGGAACGUGUUGGUGAUUUGGUCGGCAGGGUCGUCGCCUUUCGCCAGGUUCUUCGCGGCGGCAGGACCAAUGCCAGGUACCUCCGUCAAAACACCCGUCAAAGGUGCACGAAGGAAGUCGGCCAACGUAUCGUCGGCAAUGCGCGACUUGGCAGGGUCAUAACCGUCGGACGACAUGCUUGCAGUGAGGAAGUUGGUGAAUGGGCUGCUGCAGAAUGAUCCGGUAUAUCCGGAUAACGGACUAGCGUGACUUGG
Aphanomyces astaci is the source of this 2590-nucleotide messenger RNA. RefSeq lists its product as hypothetical. Lineage: Eukaryota; Oomycota; Saprolegniomycetes; Saprolegniales; Verrucalvaceae. The record is from RefSeq and is a predicted model, not a curated record. Bases 32 to 2035 code for a protein of 667 amino acids. The transcript is spliced from 3 exons.